Rhinopithecus roxellana (golden snub-nosed monkey) is the source of this 2887-nucleotide messenger RNA. RefSeq names its product anoctamin 9 (gene ANO9). The coding region runs from base 108 to 2450 and encodes 780 amino acids. Gene Ontology annotation, molecular function: chloride channel activity. The transcript has 23 exons. Gene Ontology annotation, cellular component: plasma membrane. Gene Ontology annotation, biological process: chloride transmembrane transport. The record is from RefSeq and is a predicted model, not a curated record. Lineage: Eukaryota; Metazoa; Chordata; Mammalia; Primates; Cercopithecidae.
GGAGGAGGGAGGGGCGAACCCCACGCGGAAGUCAGGUAGGAGCGCCCGCCACUGGCAGCCGCUCUCCUGGCCACCAAACCCCAGCCGGAACUCCAGCCGCAGGCAGCAUGCAGGGCAAAGAGAGCCUCCGGAUCCAGGUGGAGCCCGAAGGGGACAGCUUCCCGCUGAUGGAGAUCGGCACCUGUGAGGCCGAGGCCUCUGAGCAGUGGGACUAUGUCCUCGUGGCCCAUCCUCGCACCCAGAGAGACCCCUGGCAGGUGCGGCAGCAGCAGUUCCUUCAGGAGCUCGAGAGAAAGGGCUUCCACACCAAGAGGAUACAGGACCAGAAACGGGUGUUCUUUGGGAUCCGUGCUGACAACAGCAUCUUUGACCUGUACCGCACUCUCCUCCUGGAGCCCGAGGGGCCUACCCCCAACGCCGAGCUGGCUGCGCUGACCGCCGUCCCGGUUGCCAUGAGAAUCCGAAUCGUGGACUUCGUUGUCAUGAAGACCAAGACCUCGGCUGGCGAGACCUUUGAGGAUCUGGUGAAGGAUGGGGUCUUCGAGGCCAGGUUCCCCCUGCACAAGGGGGAGGGUUACCUGAAGAAGACGUGGGCCGGCUGGAGACACAUGUUCCGCAAGCAGCCCGUUGACGAGAUCAGGAACUACUUUGGGGAAAAGGUGGCCCUGUACUUCGCCUGGCUGGGCUGGUACAACUACAUGCUGGUGCCGGCUGCCCUGACAGGCCUCUUGGUCUUUCUGAGCGGAUUCUCGCUGUUUGAUGCCAGCCAGAUCAGCAAGGAGAUCUGUGAGGCCCACGACAUUCUCAUGUGUCCCCUCGGCGACCACAGCCGCAGGUACCAGCGGCUCUCGGAAACCUGCACUUUCGCCAAGCUCACCCACCUCUUUGACAAUGACGGCACGGUGGUGUUCGCCAUCUUCAUGGCUCUCUGGGCCACGGUGUUCCUGGAGAUCUGGAAGCGGCAGCGUGCCUGCGUGGUCCUGCACUGGGACCUGUACAUGUGGGAUGAAGACCAGGAGGAAAUGGCACUUGAGCUCAUUAACUGCCCUGACUACAAGCUCCAGCCAUACCAGCACUCCUACCUGCGCAGCACUGUCAUCCUCAUCCUGUCCCUGAUCAUGAUCUGCCUCAUGAUCGGCAUGGCCCACAUCCUGGUGGUCUACCGCGUCCUGGCCUCUGCACUCUUCAGCAGCUCAGCCCUGCUCUUCCUGGAGGAUCAGGUGACCACGGCAGUGGUAGUGACCGGAGCCCUGGUGCACUACGUGACCAUCAGCAUCAUGACCAAGAUCAACAAGCGCGUGGCCCUGAAGCUUUGUGACUUCGAGAUGCCCAGGACCUUCUCGGAGCGAGAGAGCAAGUUCACCAUCCGCUUCUUCACGCUGCAGUUCUUCACCCAUUUCUCGUCUCUCAUCUACAUCGCCUUCAUCCUGGGCAGGAUCAACGGCCACCCUGGGAAGUCCACGCGCCUGGCAGGCUUGUGGAAGCUGGAAGAGUGCCACGCCAGCGGCUGCAUGAUGGACCUGUUCGUGCAGAUGGCCAUCAUCAUGGGCCUGAAGCAGACACUCAGCAACUGCGGGGAGUACCUGGUCCCGUGGGUGACCCACAAGUUCCGCUCUCUGCGGGCCUCCGAGGCCCGGCACCUGCCCCGGGACCCCGAGCUCAGGGACUGGCGGCGCAACUACCUUCUGAACUCUGUCAACAUCUUCAGCCUGUUCGACGAGUUCAUGGAGAUGAUGAUCCAGUACGGCUUCACCACCAUCUUCGUGGCCGCCUUCCCGCUGGCGCCGCUGCUCGCGCUCUUCAGCAACCUCGUGGAGAUCCGCCUCGACGCCAUCAAGAUGGUCUGGCUGCAGCGGCGCCUGGUGCCGCGCAAGGCCAAGGACAUCGGGACCUGGCUGCAGGUGCUGGAGACCAUUGGUGUGCUGGCGGUCAUUGCCAACGGGAUGAUCAUUGCCUUCACAUCUGAGUUCAUCCCCCGAGUGGUCUACAAGUACCGCUACAGCCCAUGCCUGAAAGAAGCCAACUCUACCGUCGACUGCCUCAAGGGCUACGUCAACCACAGCCUGUCGGUCUUCCACACCAAGGACUUCCAGGACCCGGAUAGGAUUGAGGGCUCAGAAAACGUGACUCUGUGCAGAUACAGGGACUACCGCAAUCCCCCCGAUUACAACUUCUCCGAGCAGUUCUGGUUCCUCCUGGCCAUCCGCCUGGCCUUCGUCAUCCUCUUUGAGCAUGUGGCUUUGUGCAUCAAGCUCAUUGCCGCCUGGUUCGUGCCCGACGUCCCUCAGUCAGUGAAGAACAAGGUUCUGGAGGUGAAGUACCAGAGGCUGCGUGAGAAGAUGUGGCAUGGAAGGCAGAGGCUGGGCGGGGUGGGGGCAGGCUCUCGGCCCCCGAUGCCCACCCAUCCCAACCCAGCCUCCAUCUUCAGUGCCAGGAGCACAGAUGUGUAGGGCCAGAGCCCGUCUAGAGGCCACCAGGAGCUGAGACGGUGCCACCACCAGCACCUCCCACCAGCCCACCGCUAUGCGUGUUGAGGGGUGCUGUAAAAAGGCCAUGCGCAUGGGGGGCCGCAGGAGUCCCCUGUAUGUUCAGGGCAUCUGGGCGCCGCCCGCCUGUUCCGCCUGCUCGUCUUUGUGGGGGCUCUCAGGCUUGGCACAGACCUGACUUGAACUCUGGGUGACCCCGGGCACCCACAGAACUGGGAGUGGGGGCUCCUCAGGCAGCCACAAGGCAGGAAAACUUGCGCAAGUUUCCUGGGCCUCCCUCUGACUUCUGGGCGCCAGAUCCGGCCAUGCCCCCAUCCUGGCUGUUGGGGGUAGCCUGAGCCCACCUCGCUGGCCUGUUCCCUUCAGCCAGCAGCAGUUUCUGUAAUAAAAUUAAACCUGUC